AUGGCUUCCGGCACAACCACCCCCUCUUCUCAAACGCCCACGACUCCCAGCAAUCAGGUUCGUUAUGUGGUAGAACAUGAAUUCGAGUCCAUGAGAGGCCACUACGGCGAUACACCACCAGCAGUCAACUCCAUGGACUCAAACUCAGACCGUCUCCUCAUCUGCACAGCCUGCGGCACGCAGUAUGACACCGAAGACCGCGAACUCUUAACGCGGUGUCGCAUCUGUGACGACCCACGCCAGUUCGUGCCGCCGGCCGGCCAAGCCUUCACCACCUUGUCGGAACUAAAGAGGCAAGGCUGCAAAAACAAAUGGAAGGUUAUUGAUGAGGACGACCGCUUCUGGAGUAUUUGGACCGAGCCCAAGGUAGCUAUUGGGCAGAGAUGUAUUUUGAUCAAAACGCCGUUUGGCAAUGUGCUUUGGGAUUGCAUCACGUUUCUUGACGAGGAGACAAAGGAGUCUAUUAAUAGUCUUGGGGGCCUUGCAGCUAUCGUUAUAAGCCACCCGCACUAUUAUACCACGCAUCUGGAGUGGGCAGAUGCUUUUGACUGUCCGGUGUAUUUAAGUUGGGAGGACAAGCAGUGGCUUAACCGCCUUGAUCGACUCGGCAAGGCCAGGACGUUUAUCGAGGGCACGGAAGAGGAGAUUGAGGUUAGGGGAGAGAAGACGGGUGUUAAGGCUUUGAAGCUCGGUGGACAUUUCCCUGGGAGUUUGGUAUGUUUGGCGUACAAAAAGUUACUCGUAGCGGACACCCUCGUCACCGCACCGGCUGGACUGGGUGAUUGGAGUAAGGGUCCUGAUGGAGGAAAGGGAGGCAGGCCACCUGGGAUGACUUCGUAUUCCUUCAUGUGGAGUAUUCCCAACAUGAUUCCUCUAUCAGCUGAAGAGAUUGUUGGGAUGUGGAGUGUUUUGCAGAAGCAUGCAUUUUCAUCGACGCAUGGAGCAUUUGUGGGGACAGAAAUAAGAGAUAAAUAUGGUGGAAGUAAGGAUGGCGUUAAAAGAAGGGUAUUGGAUUCCAUGAAGACACAAGUUUGGAGGAUGGGCUGGAGAGACCACAAAUUCUUACGAGAAACAUGA
Lachnellula hyalina is the source of this 1077-nucleotide messenger RNA. RefSeq lists its product as uncharacterized. The transcript has a single exon. Bases 1 to 1077 code for a protein of 358 amino acids. NCBI's taxonomy places the organism in Eukaryota, Fungi, Ascomycota, Leotiomycetes, Helotiales, Lachnaceae. The record is from RefSeq and is a predicted model, not a curated record.